This is a messenger RNA of Miscanthus lutarioriparius, 939 nucleotides long. The record is from the annotation of a GenBank genome assembly. NCBI's taxonomy places the organism in Eukaryota, Viridiplantae, Streptophyta, Magnoliopsida, Poales, Poaceae.
AUGGCAUGGUGGCCUGGCUGGGGGGGGAAUCGGCCGGUGGUGGAGCCAGAGGUCAUCAAGAGGGUCAUCUGCCACCAUUUUCCAGUUCGCCCAGAGGAUGUCACCGUCGUUAGGCACGCCCCCGAAGACUUCUUCAUCGACUUCAAGCACCGACACUAUCGUGACGAGGCUGUGACGCAGGGGACCUUCCCCUAUCGCAAUCUCGACAUCCACACAAGGCCGUGGCAGCUGGUCACGCACGGCGACAUCUGCGACCUCAAGUACCGUGUUCACCUGUGCCUGGAGGGCAUCCCACUUCACGCCUGGAACGAGAGCAUCGCCAAGAGGGUAGCCGCCAGAGCUUGCGACCUGGACUACGUCGAGAAGUCUUCGCUGGACCGUGUGGACACCAGGGCACUCUGUGUCUGGGCUUGGACGCACAACCCGUUCGACAUUCCAAAGGUAACCUGGCUGACCUUGUCGUGCAGGAAAGCUGAGUUUCACAGUUCACAACCAGCUCGCGGCCGCCGGGGACUCACCUUCAGGGUGCUGGUGCACCUUGACCUGGUGGAGGACCCACCGAGCAGAGAUGGACGUGCUGCUGCUCCCCGUGUAUACACGUGGGACUACGGUGUCGUUGAUGGGGAGAGGACGCCGUGCGACCGCCACGACCCUCCGCCUGCUGACAUCCACGGCGGCCGUCGCGACGACGACGACGACUGUCGUGGGCGCCGUGAACGUCAAGGUGACAACUGGUACUCGCGUCUCACCCGCAGCCUUUCGCGUGCGCCCAAGGACCGGGAGUGGGAGCGUUCAUUGUCGAGGCACGGUGGCCGUCGACACCGGAGCCCCGAGCACGGAGGUCGUCGACGCGCACUGGACAACGUCGCUGCUGGCCAUGACGCCCGCCUCUCUACACCAAGCAACGCUAUGGGUGACAACAGGAGGACUCGACAGUAG